Oncorhynchus nerka (sockeye salmon) is the source of this 1745-nucleotide messenger RNA. Its product is annotated as transcription termination factor 2, mitochondrial-like. The transcript has 2 exons. Bases 243 to 1388 code for a protein of 381 amino acids. Lineage: Eukaryota; Metazoa; Chordata; Actinopteri; Salmoniformes; Salmonidae. Gene Ontology annotation, cellular component: mitochondrial matrix. Gene Ontology annotation, biological process: termination of mitochondrial transcription; regulation of DNA-templated transcription. Gene Ontology annotation, molecular function: double-stranded DNA binding. The record is from RefSeq and is a predicted model, not a curated record.
UAAACUUAGUUUAGUAUCCAUUUUAAGCUGGAAUAAUUUUUUGUCUGCCUUUCAGUGGCUUGAGGGAUGAGUUUAGAUUUUUGCAUAGUGUCAGCUGUGUAUUACCGUUCUUGUACACUUAGUUGCGCUGUGGUGCAUCUGCAGCUAGUACCACACAGCCAUACACCAAAGAAGCAAAGUUCAGUUUCAUAACGAAACGUCACAUCCGCUGAACGCUGCUAACAAACUCAGGUCAGACCUGCAUGGUCUGUGACUGUGCACCCAUGUUGCGAUUAGUCACAACGUUGCUAUGCCGCCACUGUCAGCGGAUUCGACGUCUCCCCCCUCUCAGGGCCUUCUCAAACCCGGGAGGCACAGCAGAGAACCAGGUGACCGUGGAAGCCCUCUAUGACCUUUCUGUGGACAUCCAGAAGAUCCGCCAGCUCAAGGGCUGGGUCCUGCAUCAGAGCCCUGCCUAUGUGAGUGAGACGGCCAGCCUUCUGCGGGACAUGGGAGCAGAGGGGCCCAUGAUUGCCCGGGUCCUGGAGCUCUACCCCGAGGCGGUCCUCUGCAGCCCGGAGCAGCAGCAGGCCCAGAGGGAGCUGUGGAGGUCCAUCUGCCCCAGAGAGAGAGACCUAGUGGGCAUCAUUGAGAAGUUUCCCGCCUCCUUCUUUACCUCCAGUCACCACGCCAACCAGAGGGCCAACAUCGACUUUUUCCAGAGUUUACACCUAAACAAGCGCAUUGUCACCAAGCUGAUGGCCAGCGCCCCCCAGAGUUUCAGCUGCCCCGUGGGGCAGAACAAGGAGAUGGUCUGCACCCUGCAGCAGGCCUAUCUGGAGCUGGGGGGCGACGCAGCUAACAUGAAGAUCUGGCUGCAGAAGCUGCUCAGUCAGAACCCCUUUGUCCUCCUCAAGCCCCCGGAGGUGUUGAGGGACAACCUGCUGUUCCUCAGAGACCGUGGUUUCACCACCUCAGAGCUCCUCCGCCUCCUCUCCAAACUCAGGGGGUUUGUUGUCGAGCUCAACCCGGACAACAUGCGCCACACCCUGGCCUACUCGCAGGAGACCCUGUGCUGCUCAGAGGCUGAGCUCCGGGACAUGGUCCUCAACUGCCCAGCCUUGCUUUACUACCCUGAGGUCAUCCUGGCUGAACGCUUCGAGGGCCUGCUCAGAGCUGGAGUCACUAUGGCUCAGAUUACACAGACUCCGACCGUUCUGGAGCUGACCACACAGAUUGUAAGUUACCGAAUCCAAAGACUGCGGUCAUAUGGCUAUGAUGUACGGACAGGCAGCCUACAGGUCCUCAACGGCACUAAGAAGGACUUUGAGAUGAGUUCUGGUAAACUGCAGCUGCGACGGGAAAGACCACUCUUCAACCCUGUUGCCCCGUUAAAGGGUGAUGAUUGACCUUGAUUUCAUGGUCUAAAAUGCAGAACAUUCUUAUAGCACCAUAGGGAGAACUUGAAUCAGGAUUUUCUUUCAGCUGAAUGGUAUUACUGAGUUUAGGAGACGAGCUUGUCUUGCACAGCAGACAAUUCCUCCCCAAAGGCAUUUAGCCUGGGGAUAAGGUUACCUUGAAAGAGGCAACGCAUCAUUUUAUCUGUGCAAUAUUUAAAUACUAUUAGGAUAACAAUAAUAUUUGGAUAUUAUGAUGCAAUGUUGAAUACGUGUUUUGCUGUGUGUUGGGAAUUGCCUGUGUGUUGAAGCCAUUGUGUGUCAAAAUAACCCCCUCAAAACAUCCUAAUAAAACAAUUUGAUUGAUUA